Molecule: messenger RNA, 733 nt
Organism: Mytilinidion resinicola
Lineage: Eukaryota; Fungi; Ascomycota; Dothideomycetes; Mytilinidiales; Mytilinidiaceae
Exons: 1
Coding region: 123-452 (109 amino acids)
Source: RefSeq, a predicted model, not a curated record
CCCGUAUUACCGUCACUCAGAAAGCCCUUAGGCGUUUCUUUCGCCACCCCGGUGGUGUUAUUUUCGCAUCCCGGUUUUGUAUAAAGACUGGGAACCAUAUAACUCUUGCAGAGGCACACACAAUGCAAUUCGUCGCGCAGCAUACUUCAAUACCAGUGCCGACCGUUCAUUGUGCCUUUACUCGAAAGGGGCAGACGUACAUUGUUAUGGAGAGAAUUGAUGGAGAUACGGUGGCGAAUGUAUGGAGGUUCUGUUCAGAGAAAUCCAAGGAAGCUAUCCUUGGACAGGCAAAGAAAAUGAUUGAGGAGUUGCGUACGAUUCACCCUCCAAAGGGUGCUGGCGUUGCUAAUGUGGAUGGUUCUGCAAUAUAUGAUUGUAGACUUCCUCAUCGCUUACGACAUGGGCCCUUUCAGAACAUCCCUGAUUUCCAUAGGUAUUGCGGAAUGGGGUAGAAGCACAUCACCUCGAUGUGCCUGCAGAUAUUCAGGAGCUUAUCGCUUUUCACGACCAACCAUGGCCUCCACCUGUAUUCACUCAUGGGGAUUUAAGCAGUUUCAAUAUUCUUGUACGCGGCGAUAAGAUUGUCGGUAUCAUUGACUGGGAGACUGCAGGCUGGUUCCCUGAGUACUGGGAAUAUACAAAUGCGCGGCUUGUCAAUCCGCACAAUGAGUUCUGGCAGGAUGAGGUAGACAAAUUUCUAUCACCAAUGCCAAACGCCCUAGAGAUGGAGAGG